Messenger RNA from Colletotrichum orchidophilum, 1839 nucleotides. Its product is annotated as 4-hydroxyacetophenone monooxygenase. Gene Ontology annotation, molecular function: N,N-dimethylaniline monooxygenase activity; NADP binding; flavin adenine dinucleotide binding. The coding region runs from base 1 to 1839 and encodes 612 amino acids. Lineage: Eukaryota; Fungi; Ascomycota; Sordariomycetes; Glomerellales; Glomerellaceae. The record is from RefSeq and is a predicted model, not a curated record. The transcript has 2 exons.
AUGGGUGACCACAUUGAGACAACGACCUCAAAAGUUGCGGAACCAAGGGAUGCUUCGAGCGAGGCCCCAUUGAAGAAGGGCACAGAUAAACAGACGCUCAUCGACCGUACCGUCGACUCACUUCUCACACCACCAAAGUCCAUUUAUGAUGAUUAUCCAAUCAAGCUUGUCGACAGAUACAUAGAUGAGCCGCGAGAGCUACGAGUUGCCGUGAUUGGAGCAGGUCUCUCUGGUGUUCUUGCCGGAAUUCUCCUCCCUGCAAAGGUUCCUGGCAUCAAGCUUUCGAUUUACGAGAAGAACGCGGACGUGGGCGGCACAUGGUUCGAAAAUAUCUACCCAGGCGUCCGUUGUGACGUACCAGCCCACGUCUAUCAAUCAACCUUUGAAUCCAAUACCCAAUGGACGGAGGAAUUCGCUCAGGGCGCCGAGAUCCGCGACUACUGGCAAGGCCUGGCGCGAAAGUAUGACGUUUAUAAGCACCUUCAGCUCUCCCAACGAGUUGAAGGCCUGAAUUGGGUAGAUUCGCGCGCAAUCUGGCAAAUCACCAUCCGCGACCUUGCCACGGACGCGAUUCGCAUCGAAGAGGCUGAUUUCGUCCUCACAGCCAUCGGCCGCUUCAAUGCCUGGAAGCUGCCGGACUACCCCGGCCUGAAAGACUUCAAGGGAGUCCUCAGACACGCUUCAAACUGGGACCCUAGCUUUGAUCCAAGAGAGAAGAAGGUCGCGGUGAUUGGCAACGGAGCCAGCGGCAUCCAACUCACGUCAAAUCUCCACAAGGUCGUCUCGCGUCUGGACCACUACGCGCGGAACAAGACGUGGGUGACGGCCUCCUUCGCGGGCGACGAGACCUCCAUCGAACCCAUCGUCAUCCCCGAGGACCUUAGAGAGACCUUUCGCAAGGACCCAGAGGCCUACCUCAAAUACCGCAAGGAGCUGGAGAGCAAGUAUUUCCGCCACUUCACUGGGUGGCUCAAGGGCUCGAGCGAAAACGACGAGGCGCGCGAAAAGUUCCGCAAGUUCAUGAACGACCGGCUCGUCAAGAAACCAGAGCUCGUCGACGCUCUCAUCCCAGACUUCUCGCCGCACUGCCGUCGUCUGACGCCCGGACCGGGCUACUUUGAGGCAGUCACCUCCGACAAGACAGAGUACAUCCAGACGCGCAUUCAGCGAAUCACAGAGACGGGCAUCGAGACGGAAGACGGCAAGCAUCGCGAGGUAGACGCAAUCUUCUGCGCGACGGGCGCCAACGUCGACAUGGCGCCGCCAUUCCCCAUCACAGCCAAAGGCCAGGACCUCCGCGAGCUCUGGCGGCCCGACGGACCCUACACCUACUUCGGCUCCGCCACGCCCGGAUUCCCCAACCUGCUCUUCGUCCACGGGCCCAACGGGUCGGGGCGCUCCGGCACGGUCCCGCACAACGUCGAGAACCAGAUUGUGUAUUUUGCGCGCAUCCUCCGCAAGGCCAGCCGCGAGGGCAUCAAGACGAUCCAGCCGACCAAGAGGGCCGCGGAUAACUUUACGCAAUACUCGGACGCCUUCUUCGCGACGACGGUCUUGUCGGAGAACUGCAGCUCCUGGUACAACAGCGGCAAAGCCGGCUCGAGGAUCCACGGCCUGUGGCCUGGGUCUGCGACGCUGGCGACGAUUGUGCAGCGGGAGCCGCGGUGGGAGGACUUUGAGUAUGAGUAUGUCGGGGACUCGGAGAAUCCCUUUUUGUGGUACUUUGGACUUGGAUGCACGAAGAAGGAGCUGGACCCGGAGGCUGACGUGACGCCUUACUUGAAAGCUGAAAGUGUUGAUGUGAAAGACGUUCAUGAGAGCUGGUGGAGCGUGCCUUAG